AAUUAAAACUGUUUUCAGAAGUAAACAUGAAUUUUCGAAAUUUUAUAAACUUCGUGUUUGUUUGUGUUGGGAUGGCGCUAGGAGGAGCAUCGUUUAGUAUUCCUACUCCUAUAUUCCCAUCAGAGGCAUUAUCAAGAGGAGUUAGUGUCACUCAAUCCGGAAUAGUUUUAGGUUCAGCUUUUUUAACAACAGUUAUUGCAACUCCUUUAUGUGGAAAGUUGAUAGGCUGGCAUGGAGCAAAACUGGUUUUUGUUCUCGGUGUUCUGGUUUGUGCCGUGGGUAACAUCGCCUUCGGUUUGCUGCGCUACAUUCAAGAUCCUGAUGCUUUCUUCUGGUUGUCCUUGUUCUUUAGAAUCCUAACAGCUGUUGGAGAAUCCGCCAUUUCUCCGACUGCGUAUCCAUUAGGAUCUCAGCAAGUUUCUGAUAGGAAUCAAGGAAAAGCCAUUUCUGUCAUCGAAUGCAGUUUUGGAAUUGGAAUGGUGGCUGGUCCCGCGCUUGGAGGAUUUCUUUACAAUCUUGGUGGAUUUGCUGCUCCAUUUUGGUUUCUGGGUGUUCUUCUGGUUCUUAUUGUUAUUUUGACAGUUUUCUUUUUCAAACUGAAACCUCAUACAAGAGAGGAGGAAGAAAGAUCAACAAGCUGGCGCUCCUUGUUGUCUGCUCCCGGGAUGAAAUCAAAUAUUUGCGGAUUAUUAAUUGCUGGUUCAGCCACAAACUGGUAUUCAGCUGCACUUGAACCAUACUUUGUAGAGAAGUAUGAGCUUGAUGCUGCUGAAGUUGGUCUACUGCUCAUGGGGUUCUCUAUUGCCUACACUGUGAUGGCUCCCAUAUUUGGAGUUAUCAUGGACUGCGGUCUCACUCCUAUAGUCGCAGUUCUCAUGGGAAACCUUACCAUCUCUUUAUCAAUGUUUUUACUUGGCCCUUUCCCGGGUUUAACAUUCCUUGAGAGUGUUCCGAUUGCGGCAUUAGCGCUUGUCAUUCAUGGCGUAGGUACUGCAGCUGCAUUCCUUGCAACUCUUCUUGGUAUGCUGGAAAGUACGAAACAAGGCGGAAUCCCUCACACGGAUCAGACAACG
Molecule: messenger RNA, 1073 nt
Organism: Eurytemora carolleeae
Lineage: Eukaryota; Metazoa; Arthropoda; Copepoda; Calanoida; Temoridae
Product: MFS-type transporter SLC18B1
Biological process (GO): transmembrane transport
Molecular function (GO): transmembrane transporter activity
Source: RefSeq, a predicted model, not a curated record